Molecule: messenger RNA, 521 nt
Organism: Prosopis cineraria
Lineage: Eukaryota; Viridiplantae; Streptophyta; Magnoliopsida; Fabales; Fabaceae
Exons: 2
Coding region: 6-521 (171 amino acids)
Source: RefSeq, a predicted model, not a curated record
CUCUCAUGCUUUUUCCCAUCUUUCUUUUUGGCUUCCUUUUCUUGUCUCUUUUGCCUUUCCCCCAUUCUCACCAUUCACUCCGCACACAUCCACAGCUUACCAUCCCAACCCCGAAAAAACCAUUCUGCUUUCUCUCCUUCAGCUAUGAAUUAGGGUUUACGUCAUUGUUAAGAGCUUGCAUUUCCCUGCUUCCAAGCUACGCCUCCGUGCUUCAUUUCGCUAUUGAAUCAAUGGGUAGGAAUCUGUCUGUCUUGGGUCUUACGGUUCUGGUUCUAUGUGCCGGCCUCUCAUCCGCGGCUUCUACUACUUCCCCUGCGAAGAUUGUUACUGGGUUUCUCUCAAAUGCUGUGCCUGCUAAGUCUGUCACCUGUGUUGUGGCUUCUUACAUUUCACUAACUCUUGCUUUUGAGCUCGAACUUUGGUUAACUUCGGCUUUGCAUUUCUGCUUCAGAGAUUGUUACUGGGUUUCUCUCAAAUGCUGUCCUGCUUUCACGAAAUGGUUGUCUCAAAGCUACCGGUGA